Radiomyces spectabilis is the source of this 977-nucleotide messenger RNA. RefSeq lists its product as uncharacterized. Bases 104 to 829 code for a protein of 241 amino acids. The record is from RefSeq and is a predicted model, not a curated record. Gene Ontology annotation, biological process: proton motive force-driven ATP synthesis. Gene Ontology annotation, molecular function: proton transmembrane transporter activity. NCBI's taxonomy places the organism in Eukaryota, Fungi, Mucoromycota, Mucoromycetes, Mucorales, Radiomycetaceae. The transcript has 7 exons.
CCGGCGGCUCAGUCAUCCUAGGCUGGUCAAAAAAAUAGCACACAGAUUUUUUUUUUUUCGUUUCUUCCCCUCCGAGACGUUUACAAAUAAUCUCUAUCCAGUAAUGGCUUUCCGAUUGUUGACCAAGGGCGCCGCAGCUGCUGCCAUUGCUCGUCCCACUUUGAUGACUGCUUCGCGCCAGUCUCUUGGUGUCGCUGCUCUCCGUCAGUACUCCACCCAGAAGGAGGUUGAACCCAAGCAAAAAGCUAACAGCAUUAUUGAAUCGCUUCCCGGCAACUCCCUCAUUUCCAAGACCGGCUACGUGACCCUCGGUACUGGUCUCGCCACCUUCCUCGUCUCCAAGGAAAUCUACGUCUUCAACGAAGAAACCCUUGUCUUGCUCGCUACUACCGGUCUUAUUGGUCUUUUCUUGAAGUACCUCAAGGAACCUUUCAACAACAUGGCCAACGAACACAUCGACCGUAUCAAGAGCAUUUUGAACAAGGCUCGUGAGGAUCACAAAUCGGCUGUUCAGGAUCGUAUCAACCACGUCGGUCAAAUGAAGGAUCUCGUCGAUGUCACCAAGUCUCUCUUCGAACUCUCUCGUGAAACCGCCAAGUUAGAAGCUGAAGCUUUCAAGUUGAAGCAGCAAGUGGCUGUUGCCCAGGAGAUCAAGAGCACCUUGGACUCAUGGGUUCGUCACGAAACCAAUGUCCGUGAGCGUGAACAGAAGCAGUUGGCUGCUUACUUGAUUGAGAAGAUCCACAAGGAUUUGCAAGAUCCCAAGAUCCAGCAACAAAUCUUGGACCAAGCUGUCAGCGAUGUUCAAAAGCUUGCCAAAUCCGCCUAAAUUCAAUGAUUGAUCUAUUCCUUAGAACAAUAAACAAACAAAAGAUACUCGAACAUAUCAUUUGGAAAAAGGCACUGUGAAUAUAUUAAAAUGCUAUGUGAGGAUUGAUUGAAACACCAGUAAAGUAUUGAUUGUAGAAAAAAAAAAC